Molecule: messenger RNA, 663 nt
Organism: Piliocolobus tephrosceles (Ugandan red Colobus)
Lineage: Eukaryota; Metazoa; Chordata; Mammalia; Primates; Cercopithecidae
Gene: FABP4
Product: fatty acid binding protein 4
Exons: 4
Coding region: 89-487 (132 amino acids)
Molecular function (GO): lipid binding
Source: RefSeq, a predicted model, not a curated record
AAGUUAUCUGGACUCAAGAGGGUCACAGCACUCUCCUGAAAACUGCAGCUUCCUUCUCAUCUUGAAGAAUAGUCCUAGAACUUACAAAAUGUGUGAUGCUUUUGUAGGUACCUGGAAACUUGUCUCCAGUGAAAACUUUGAUGAUUAUAUGAAAGAAGUAGGAGUGGGCUUUGCCACCAGGAAAGUGGCAGGCAUGGCCAAACCUAACAUGAUCAUCAGUGUGAAUGGGGAUGUGAUCACCAUUAAAUCUGAAAGUACCUUUAAAAAUACUGAGAUUUCCUUCAAACUGGGCCAGGAAUUUGACGAAGUCACCGCAGAUGACAGGAAAGUCAAGAGCACCAUAACCUUAGAUGGAGGUGUCCUGGUACAUGUGCAGAAAUGGGAUGGAAAAUCAACCACCAUAAAGAGAAAACGAGAGGAUGACAAACUGGUGAUCGAAUGCAUCAUGAAAGGCGUCACUUCCACCAGAGUUUAUGAGAGAGCAUAAGCCAAGAGGCGUUGACCUGGACUGAAGUUUGCAUUGAACUCUACAACAUUCUGUUGGAUAUAUUGUUCAAAAAGAUGUUGUUGUUUUCCAUGAUUUAGCAAGCAACUAAUUUGCUCCCAAGCUGAUUUUAUUCAAUAUGGUUAUGUUAGUUAAAUAAACUUUUUUUAGAUUUAGAA